AUGGCAUCAAUGGGAUCUCUUGGGGGUGCGGCCUAUCAGAUCUUGCUUCAGUCCAAGCUGAUCAUCACUGCGCUCAUGAUGUGGGGCAUCAAGGGUACCAAGCAGACAGCCUUGCAGUGGAACAUUUUGGUCUUGGUAAUGUUCUCCAUGUGCGUCUACAUGCUGGGAGGCAAAAGUGAUAGUGGAAGUGGUGGCAUCCCAAUCGCUGGGGUGCUGAACGUGCUCCUGAAGGUGACAGUGAGCUGUCUCUGCGCGGUGCUGUCCGAUGCCUACAUGAAAGAGUUCAAGGACUCCCCAAUCUACAUGCAGCUGGUUCAGUUCAAAUGCGCUUGGUGUGCAACUAUUCUCAUGAUCUCCUCCGCAGAUGGCCAGACCUGGCAGAACGGCUUCUUCAGCGGCUGGGACGCCACCACCAUGGGCGUCCUGACCUCCUUCACCGUGAAGGCGCCCGAGGAUCUGGAAGAAGAGGAUGGAUGGAGUACCAUGUACCUCUUGGCGAUUCUGGACUCCGUCCUGAAGAACAUCGGUGAGGCGUGCGCAGUGCUGGUGAUCUAUGCAGCACAGGUGGCUCUGCCGGCUUUUGACGACAAGUUUGAGGUGCCCACCUUCCUCUCAGUUAUGGUGGUAAUUUUGAGCGUCACGGCAUACGUGGGCGCAAAACCUGUGGUGGAAAAGGCCACGAAGUAUGAUGCCCUUCCCGCCUCAGUGAAGAAAUGUGUGCACCCUGCUGCGGGUGAUCCAAUGCUCCCCAACGAGGAGCCGGAAGCCAAAUGCCCAGUGACUGGCUCGGUGGAAAUCGCCGAGCUCAUGCAUCUCUUGCAUUCUCUUGCUGCCCAGUCGCCACCGGUGGCGAUGGGACUGAGCCACAGGUGUGCAUAUGACCGACAACUUGCGGAUGUGAGUUGUGAGCAAACGAUGUGUGCUAUGGACUCCAUGUUGCUGGACAAGGGCAUGGACAAGGGCAUGGACAAGGUCCUCGAUGCCAUGUGGUCACCAUGUCUGUCCCGUGCAUGGUUCAUGUGCGCCUUCCUUGGCGCCCUUGGAGAACUGGGCAAUGGUGGCUGCGGGGUGGUGGUGCCUGAUGCCUUCAGCUGCCGAAGCAUGCCGGAGUGGGCCGCAUUUCUGGAGGCGGUGACCCAAAACCGAAACCAGAACUUCCAGGAAGAUCCACUGCUGGCGCUGCAUGCGCAGGAGAUUCUGUUGAAGUGGCAGGACAAACCCUACCCGCCACAGGACUUCUACAAGUACCUUUGCAGUGGCCCUGACGCCCCGUGGCCCCUGGUGGACCGCUUCUGUCUCUGGGGCUUCGUGGCUGCGUUGAUCAUCCGCGCGCGGCACCUGAUGGGCUCCUCGGACCUCGAGGAUCGGCGCUCCGCGGAGAUCGACUUCGGCUACGCCACGACGGUCCUGGGAAAGGAAGGCUCGGUGGAUUUUUUGGACUCCUCGCCAUGGCCCUUCUCCAUCAUCGAUGCCUUCAUCAAUAUCAAUGAGACAGAAUUCAUAAGCUACGAGGCUUAUGCUCGACAACAACCAGUGACUCAACCUCGGGUUGCAUUGGGGUCCUUGUACUGGCAACCACCUGUGCCUCUGGACAAAACUAGCAUUCCCAGCCGGAUUCGCGUGGCCGUCGUUGGCUCUCAUGCAACAUUGUCUUUGGAACCUGUGGAGAUGUUGCGAAGAUUUCUCACCGGUGUGCAGAUUGCUCCAGUGUUCUAUGGCCUUGAAACGCGUUGGUGCCAGAUCUUGGGCAUGUGCGACCAGGGUACAGCCGCCUUGGGGAAGCUCUUCAAGGACGCAGAGAAGGAUCCCUACUCGUAUCCAUGGCACGUCAUGCAGACCCAGAUUGAUCAAAUCUAUGAGGCGGACAGAGGCUUGCAAGAGGCUGAGCUGAUCGUUUGUACUGAGCCUAUGGCUGGAUGUUUGAUGAUGCUUCAGUCUGCCAGGGCACGCGGCAAGACGCUGCCUCUGCUGGGUUAUUUGGGUGUGGCGCUGCUAAACAACUGCCCUCCUGACGAUUUGGAUACCUUUUGGCAGAGUUUGGUGGACCUACUGGAAUCCCAAGAUGGCCAACAGGCUCAGAUGGCAGUGAACAAUUUGAUUCUGUCAGAACAAAUCUACUACCAGAGCGGCUAUCGUAUGCCCUACGUUCGUGCCCAUGGCUUGUACACCAACAUGGCCUACGCCCCAUUGCGCCAGGAGCUGUUGGUUUGGCGGGCGCCGUUAUUCAGCUAUGUGGCUACCAGAUGUGCCAUGGCGCACUUCACCGCAGCCAACCCACAAUUGGAAACCGCCUUCCGCUUCAUGGACGAAGGUGAAAGCUUGUCCUAUGCGGAAAUUGGAGCAUUCAAAGCAGUAGCCUUGAUUCCUUGGGAUCAUGCUUUGAUGACGUUCUACGAGUUGUACAGCGCCGGCAUUCCCCUGCUGAUGCCGGGCGCUGAAUGGAUGUACCGUCUCCUCUACCAACGGGGCCAGCUCUCGGUCGGGGAGCGGAUGUACCAGGCGUCCAUGCCGGGCUAUGAGGGACCAAAGGCCGACUUUGCCCAUUUGGACCGCCCUGGUUCUGCACCCCUGGACGAGUCGCCUGGCUUCCCCUCGCCUGCGGUGGGGCUCAGCUCAGCCAAAGCGGCACGGGGGGUGGCAGAGGAUGUGUUGACACGGGGAGUGGAGGCGGAAGAUUUGGACACCGCCAAGCAGUACCUGAAGGCAGCCCUUGAGCUGAUGCAAGACAUGAAGUACUUCCUGGCAGUGGCAGAGAACAAGACGGAUGAGGACUCCUACACCUCCAUGGGUGUGAUUCGCAGGUCGUCCAAGAAGUCACCGCAAAAAGUGCCAGUGCUGCGAAGAAACAGCAGCCGUGGUCCUUCUGCCGAGCCCUGGCAUCCCUACACGCCGUUUCAGAUGUCUCCCCCAGACUCCAAUGAUUGGACCCGCAUGCGCAAGGGCACCUGGUGGUUGAGACGUGGCUUGCGCUUCGAUGCUAUGAGAUAUUGGUAUCAGUACUCGGACUUCGGGCGCUUCCCUGGCAUUCUCUACUUCUCGAACCUGCCGGAACUCAUGUGCAUGUCAGCAUCAUUGGAUGUGCAGUCCUCUUCGGUCCAAAUGAAAAAGCACAAUGAAGAGAGCCUGGUGCAUUCGGUGACCUUCUGGACAUAUUCAGUCGCGACUUUGUUGCGUUGAAAAG
Messenger RNA from Cladocopium goreaui, 3181 nucleotides. NCBI's taxonomy places the organism in Eukaryota, Dinophyceae, Suessiales, Symbiodiniaceae. The record is from the annotation of a GenBank genome assembly.